GAUUUUCGAAUGUUCGCCAACAAUCGGCCGCUCGCCAGCACCGCUUUGUGAGGAGGUGCUUUAUUAUUAGCAUUUCCUCCAUAUAUCGAGCAUGAUCACGAAGAGAAAGCGAGAGCGGGAGGAGGUAUAUUUGCCGUCCAAGCGUCUGGCCAUUGAUGCCGACGCCACAGCAGAUGAGACUGUUGUAUACGGAUUUGAGCUUGAUGAACAGUCAUCAAUAGCUUCGAGCACCAACUUCGACGAUGGCUUAGACGGUAGCUUCAACGGGAACUCCACGCCCGCCUCGACAAUAGUAACAAUCAAGCCAACACAUGGCCAGUCUGUGGCACCACCACCCUCGACAUCGACCACCCGAAAGGUCUUCCCAUCCAUGCUGAAGACAAUCAAGUGUACAUUUUCAGGCUGUGACAAGACUUUCAAUAGACCUGCUCGCCUGGCCGCCCAUCUACGAACUCACACUGGCGACCGGGCGCUUAGAUGUCCGCACGAUGGCUGUGACAAAGCUUACUUUGACGAAAAGCACCUGCAGCAACAUAUCAAGGGGUCACAUUCCACCGAGAGGCAGUACUUAUGUCCCGAGCCGGGCUGUGGCAAGACUUUCCUGACCGGAACCCGCCUCCGCCGUCACGCCGUCGUGCAUUCGGGCGAAGGCCGCUUUCGCUGCACGGGCUAUGAUGGCUGCGACAAGGUCUUCCGCAAGCACCAGACACUUCAACGACAUGUGCGCGCUGACCACCUGGGUCAAUCUGCAUUCGUUUGCGCUCAUGAUAACUGCGACGCCGGCUUCGACACGGCAAGCGCGCUACGAAAGCAUGUGCAGCGGGAGCAUGGCGAGCUGCGCUUCUGGUGCGAGGAAUGCGGCAAGGAGGACGGAGACGCUGGAAGGCGGACUGGUUUCACGACUAUGGGCUUACUGAACGCACAUAUGCGUACAUGCCACGUCGAUUGCAUGUUUUGCGAAACCAGGUGUGCCAGCCAGUGGGAGCUGGAGCGACAUAUCGAAAUGCAUCACUCCGGAUCCACAACCUCGGACCGCAAAACCGUUCCGUGCACGUGGGAGAACUGUGACAAGAAGUUCACACGGAAGGCGAAUCUCAAUGUGCAUAUCAGGAUGGUCCAUGAGGGCUACCGCUUUGUCUGUGGGGAUUUUGACCUUUCGGAGGUUUCCGAUUUAGCAUCAUGGGAUCGGGUUCGAGAGGGUUGUGGCAAUGGGUUUGCUAGCAAGAAGAAGCUUGAAGACCACGUGCGUGUGGCGCACCUGGGGAUGCAAAAGCCCCCAAGAACCGUGCGCCUCAACCAUGAGAGCCCCAUUAAGUCGGCCGGUCUCUUCAACAUGUACGCCUCUGCUGAGCAGCUCAUUCCUCAACCUGAAGCGUUUUUAAAUACCUGUCAGUCUGGACCGGACUUGCGCUCUCAGUUUACAUGCGAGUUCCCAGCCUGUCCACAAGAAUUUGCAACGUCAGAAGAGCUCGAUGCUCAUGCUGUCGCGUUCCACCUGAGUCAGGAUCAUUCCCAGGAAAUAUCUGCUUCUGACACACAGUGGAACGAUUGGAACUGUAUGGUUGAUUACCAUACUUCAGCCCAGCCAACGAGUGGAGAUGCAGAGGUUGACGCAAUAUUCGACUGCCACGGGUCUGAGCCGGUAAAUAUUCUUGACGCAAGCUCCGGUGAUAUUGAUCAUAGUUUAGAGGCUCUGGUUGAUCCUAGUCUUUUCCUCAGCUGA
This is a messenger RNA of Pyricularia grisea, 1723 nucleotides long. RefSeq lists its product as uncharacterized. The coding region runs from base 92 to 1723 and encodes 543 amino acids. Lineage: Eukaryota; Fungi; Ascomycota; Sordariomycetes; Magnaporthales; Pyriculariaceae. The transcript has 2 exons. Gene Ontology annotation, cellular component: nucleus. The record is from RefSeq and is a predicted model, not a curated record. Gene Ontology annotation, biological process: regulation of transcription by RNA polymerase II.